Labrus mixtus (cuckoo wrasse) is the source of this 966-nucleotide messenger RNA. RefSeq lists its product as uncharacterized. The record is from RefSeq and is a predicted model, not a curated record. Bases 117 to 875 code for a protein of 252 amino acids. The transcript has a single exon. Lineage: Eukaryota; Metazoa; Chordata; Actinopteri; Labriformes; Labridae.
GAUUAUUUGAACAGCUUGUGAGUAACAGCUUUUUAAAAGAAGAAUAAAUGCUGUUUUAAAGUUGUUUUUUUUUGUUUUUUUUUUGUAUAUUGGGAUUGGGAAAUCUUACCAAAAGGAUGGCCAGCUCAAAUGGGAAAGUGGAAAAGGUUUCUAAAUUUGAGACGCUGAAACUUUUGGAGAAAUGCAGAAAGGAAAGAGACGACGCCAUGCACAGGGAAAGUGUCCUCCGAGAGAAACUGAGGCAGUACGAGUCCAGGAUGCGAACAACUGAGGCUCUGAAACAGAAAUGGAAGACUUUGACGAUGGACAACAAGGAGCUGAGAAAACAAGUGAAGUCUCUUCGUACCGAGAUUGGACUGGAGUGCAGCCCAACGUUCAAUGGAAAGACCACAAAGGACAUAAUCAUCGACUUGUGUGAAAAGGAGCGCGAGUGCAGUUCUCUGGUGGACAAGGCUGGGAAACUGAGUAUAACCAUUGAUGAUUUGACAUCAGAGCUGGCAAACACAGUCACCUCUAAAACACUGCUGGAGGAUCAAGUGCAGUCACUGCAGCAAAAUCUCAAGGAUAUGACAAAUAACCAGCGGCGUCUGCUAAAGCUGUGGGAAGACAAGAAGGUGCAGAGGGAGCAGCUCGCCCUCCCUGCAAUCAACCAGAAACACGGACAGAAAGCAGUCAUCCACAAAGCUGUUCAAACUGAGAUGUCCGUCGGCUCAUCACAAAAGCUUCCGGUCAACGCCUUUGAGACUAAGCCAUUUGUUCGGGAACAUGACAGAAAGACUGUUUUGGAGAAACACAGCUUUCCAACUUACGGAAAUGUCUAUCAUAAUGAUAAGAAAGUGUUUAUGCAUGAUGAAACUAAAGGAAUUCAAAACUGACUUCAGCUACUUACACUCUAAAUAAAGAAAAAGCAGCUUAUAAAUCAUCACUGGACUUUUAUUAAACAUGACUGAAACUGAUAAAUCACGA